Messenger RNA from Talaromyces proteolyticus, 431 nucleotides. RefSeq names its product glycoside hydrolase. The record is from RefSeq and is a predicted model, not a curated record. Gene Ontology annotation, molecular function: hydrolase activity, hydrolyzing O-glycosyl compounds. NCBI's taxonomy places the organism in Eukaryota, Fungi, Ascomycota, Eurotiomycetes, Eurotiales, Trichocomaceae. The transcript has a single exon. Bases 15 to 428 code for a protein of 137 amino acids.
GCAAUGGCAAGAUCAUGAGUCCCGGAGACAGCGACGGGAGCUUCUCAGAUGGCGACGGUAUUUCCAUCGGGGUCGACAAGGGCAUCAAUAUGGCCUGGAUCCAGUUCGAACACAUCCAGGAUGUAGAUGUGAGGAUCAUGCGCCGCGAUGGCCAGGCUUUUGGCGAGGAAGCCAUCAGUCUUCCAACAGUUAAUACAUUUGGGACUCAACAUGUGGCUGGUGCCCUGGUUAUCCAUGUGCCUGCUGACCCCAAGGGCCAUCGAUUCUCAGUGGAGUUUGCAGACGACCUGAACACGCACCGCUUGAACGGCAAUGGCUACACAACUGACGGCUCCGGUGAGGUUGUGGGUAUCGAGCCACAGAAUACGCUACUCAUUUUUGCCACUACUUUCUUGCCCGACGGCUGGUUCCCUUUUAGGAUGGCGUAAACG